GUUCGAGUGGAAGGCUUCAACUAUGUUGGCAUGGGCAAUUCCACUAACAAGAAAGAUGCACAGACCAAUGCUGCUCGAGACUUUGUCAAUUACUUGGUUCGGGUGAAUGAAAUGAAGAGAGAGGACGUCCCUGCCUUUGGAACAUCGACCAUCCAGGCAAUUCUUUAUCCGCUGAAUGGUCUGUCCAUCAACUCUGUAUCUUUCCAAUUUAGAGACCAGGAUGCCAUGUGGGAUGGUGUCCAAGUCCUGGUCCAGCCAGCAGCUGGUGAUACCCCUGAUGGACAUGAAGUAGCUAGAGAUGUUACUGGUUCCAGUUCUACUUUGGGUGGACCUCCACCUCCGCAUUUGCUUAUAGGGGCUGAAAUAGGCAAUGGCCCAGGUGCAGCACCUGGAACCUGUGGCAAUCGUGGAGCUCAGUGGGAUCGGGGUGCAAAUUUGAAAGAUUACUAUUCAAAGAAAGAGGAGCAAGAAGCACAGGCAACUUCAGAGUCAGAAGUGGACUUAAAUGCUGAUCUUCAUGGGAGUUGGACCUUGGAAAAUGCCAAGGCACGUCUGAACCAGUUUUUCCAAAAAGAGAAGAUUCAGGAAGAAUAUAAAUACACGGAAAUGGGGCCUGAUCACAACAGGAGCUUUAUUGCAGAAAUGAACAUUUAUGUGAAGCAGCUGGGCAGAAGGAUUUUCAGCCGUGAGCAUGGAUCAAACAAAAAGCUGGCAGCCCAGUCCUGUGCCCUUUCCUUGGUUAGACAGCUCUACCAUCUUGGUGUCAUAGAACCUUAUUCUGGUCAGACGAAGAAAAAAGGAGAAUCGAUGGAACCCUAUGAGGUGUCGCUGUCUUCCGACUUAGAAAAUCAGCUGCAAAAGACCAUACGGGAACUGUCUCUGGAGACUGUGCCUAUGCCUGAAGAUGCUGGGAAUCCAGUUAUGAUUAAUGUUGGAAAGUUGGCCCAUUUUGAACCAUCACAGAGACAAAGUCAUAUGGAAGUUGUUCCAUGGUCACCACCUCAUUCCAACUGGAACCCUUGGACCGGCUGCAAUAUUGAUGAGGGCCCUCUGGCAAAUCUCACUCCAGAGCAAAUAAGCAUGGAUUUGAAAAGUGAUUUCAUGUACCGUUUGGAGCACGAUCAAGAACUGCAAAAUAUCCAACAAGAGAGGGAUACCUUGCCCGUGAAGAAUUUUGAAAGUGAGAUUCUGGAUGCAGUCCGCCACAAUUCAGUUGUUGUAAUCCGUGGUGCCACGGGUUGUGGCAAAACCACACAAGUGCCACAGUACAUCCUGGAUGAGUACAUCAAAACCAACAGAGCUGCAGAGUGCAACAUUGUGGUGACACAGCCCCGGAGGAUUAGCGCGGUCUCCGUGGCAGAGCGUGUGUCGUACGAGCGCGGGGAGCGGCCCGGGCAGAGCUGCGGGUACAGCGUGCGCUUCGAGUCCGUGCUCCCGCGGCCGCACGCCAGCGUGCUCUUCUGCACCGUAGGUGUUCUUCUGAGAAAGGUGGAGGCUGGGAUCCGUGGCAUUAGUCAUGUUAUUGUUGAUGAGAUCCACGAAAGAGACAUAAAUACUGACUUUCUCUUGGUGGUGCUGAGAGAUGUGGUUCAGGCAUAUCCUGAAAUCAGGGUUAUCCUCAUGUCUGCCACCAUCGACACUAGUAUGUUUUGUGAAUACUUCUUCAACUGUCCUAUCAUUGAGGUCUUUGGCAGAACCUACCCUGUCCAAGAUUACUUUCUGGAAGAUUGCAUUCAAAUGACUCAGUUCAUUCCUCCACCAAAGGAAAAGAAGAAGAAAGACAAGGAUGAAGAAAAUGGUGAAGAUGAUGAUGCCAAUUGCAACCUUAUUUGCAGUGAUGAAUAUGGCCCAGAAACAAAGCAUUCCAUGGCUCAGCUGAAUGAAAGAGAAACUUCUUUUGAACUCAUUGAGGCCCUGCUAAUUUAUAUCAAGACUCUGAAUGUCCCAGGAGCUGUACUUGUUUUCUUGCCCGGAUGGAACUUGAUAUAUACAAUGCAGAAGCAUCUGGAAAUGAAUCCACGCUUUGGAGGCCACCAGUACAGAAUUUUACCUCUGCAUUCACAAAUUCCCCUGGAGGAACAACGUCGAGUGUUUGAUCCAGUGCCUCCUGGAGUAACAAAAGUUAUCUUAUCUACCAGCAUUGCUGAGACCAGCAUUACCAUCAAUGAUGUGGUCUACGUUAUAGACUCCUGCAAGCAAAAGGUGAAGCUGUUCACCGCUCAUAAUAACAUGACAAACUAUGCCACGGUGUGGGCAUCAAAAACUAACCUGGAGCAGCGGAAGGGAAGAGCCGGCCGCGUGCGUCCUGGAUUUUGCUUCCGUUUGUGCAGCAGAGCUCGAUUUGACAGACUUCAGACUCAUAUGACACCCGAAAUGUUUCGAACACCACUUCAUGAAAUUGCUUUGAGCAUCAAAUUGUUGCGACUUGGAGGAAUUGGUCAAUUUUUGGCCAAAGCAAUAGAACCACCACCUUUGGAUGCAGUGAUUGAAGCAGAACGCACACUAAGAGAGCUUGAUGCCCUGGAUUCCAAUGAUGAGCUGACACCUCUUGGAAGAAUCCUCGCCAAACUUCCCAUAGAGCCUCGUCUUGGCAAGAUGAUGAUAAUGGGCUGUAUUUUUUAUGUGGGAGAUGCUGUUUGUACCAUCUCUGCAGCCACCUGUUUCCCUGAACCUUUCAUCAGUGAAGGCAAACGCCUGGGUUACGUCCAUAGGAAUUUUGCUGGGAGCAGGUUUUCAGAUCAUGUUGCUUUGCUCUCCGUCUUCCAAGCCUGGGAUGAUGCAAGAAUGGGUGGUGAAGAAGCAGAAAAAAGAUUUUGUGAACACAAAAGACUCAGCAUGGCUACUCUUAGAAUGACUUGGGAAGCAAAAGUCCAGCUGAAAGAUAUACUUAUUAAUUCUGGCUUCCCUGAAGAAUGUUUGAUGACUCAACCGUUUAACAACACUGGACCAGAUAAUAAUCUGGAUGUUGUAAUCUCCCUGCUUGCUUUUGGGGUCUACCCCAAUGUCUGCUACCACAAGGAGAAGAGGAAAAUUCUUACCACUGAGGGGCACAAUGCGCUCAUCCACAAGUCAUCUGUCAACUGCCCUUUCAGCAGCCAGGACAUCAAGUAUCCAUCACCUUUUUUUGUUUUUGGAGAAAAGAUCCGAACACGAGCCAUCUCUGCCAAAACCAUGACCUUGGUGAGCCCGCUGCAGCUGCUUCUCUUUGCCUCCAAGAAGGUCCUGUCAGAUGGGGAGCUCAUUGUGGUGGAUGACUGGAUCAAGCUGAGGAUGCCGCACGGCGCGGCCGCCUGCGUCACUGCGCUGCGCGCGGCCGUGGAGGCUCUGGUGGUGGAGGUGACCAAAGACCCGCAGGUCAUUCGGCAGCUGGACCCCGCCAACGAGCGCAUGCUGAACGUCAUCCGGCAGCUCUCCCGGCCCUCGGCCGCGGGCAUCAGCCUCAUGGCUGCCAACGCAAGGUUUGGUGAUGGACCUCGUCCCCCCAAAAUGCCUCGCUACGACAAUGGAGGUGGCUUCAGAGGCUGGGGAGGUUCCCCGCACGGCUCUGGCUACAGAGGCAGAGGCUACGGUGGCUACGGCUACUCUGGCAGGUACUCAGGAGGAGGAUACCAGGGUAGCCCAGGGGGAGGCUAUCGAGGAGCAGGCUAUCGAGGAGCAGGCGGUGGCUACAGAGGAGGCUGUGGGGGUCCGGGCAGGGGCGGCUGGUAG
This is a messenger RNA of Merops nubicus (carmine bee-eater), 3708 nucleotides long. It is a transcript of the gene DHX9, whose product is annotated as DEAH (Asp-Glu-Ala-His) box helicase 9. The record is from RefSeq and is a predicted model, not a curated record. The annotation marks the transcript as partial. NCBI's taxonomy places the organism in Eukaryota, Metazoa, Chordata, Aves, Coraciiformes, Meropidae. Gene Ontology annotation, biological process: positive regulation of transcription by RNA polymerase II; regulation of mRNA processing. Gene Ontology annotation, cellular component: intracellular anatomical structure; nucleolus; ribonucleoprotein complex. Gene Ontology annotation, molecular function: 3'-5' DNA/RNA helicase activity; 3'-5' DNA helicase activity; ATP binding. The transcript is spliced from 27 exons.